Messenger RNA from Aaosphaeria arxii CBS 175.79, 1269 nucleotides. RefSeq lists its product as uncharacterized. The record is from RefSeq and is a predicted model, not a curated record. The transcript has 2 exons. NCBI's taxonomy places the organism in Eukaryota, Fungi, Ascomycota, Dothideomycetes, Pleosporales. Bases 392 to 1129 code for a protein of 245 amino acids.
CUCAAGUCGGCGAUGGGGCUCAGCAAACCGCAUACGCACGAAGGAAGGUUAUCAAUCUUAAUCUGGGGAUAGAAUGGUCACGUGUCGCUGAUUUACGUCCGCAACACAUGAAGUCGGGUCCUUAGACCGCCUUGGUCCCUGGCAAAGUUGUGCGAUUGUGGAGAAACCCAUGCAAUAGGCAGGCCAUGCGACAAUGUAGUGCGGCUGUGAUAUGGAAUAACGGCAUGAGAUCGGCCCUUUGAUAAUUUCAUACUUCUUCAAGAAAUGAAUAUAAGUGAUAGCAUCAAGGACGUUCAAAUGGAAAUCAACACACAGCAAUUCUCAUCUUCAUUCCAUUCCAGCUUCUUUUUCUCGAUACACAAGCACGACAUAAAUCACUACAACGAUCAAGAUGAAGCUUUCUACCUCUCUUUUGGCUCUCCUCCCCGCAGCAUCACUCGCCUGCAACCAUGAGAAUGCAAAGCGUCAGGCAGGCGGAAAUGAAACAGAGAACCCAUUCAAGUUCACCGUUGGGACUGACGGACCCGCUGACCCUGCAACAAACGGCUACUUUAUCAACCACGUUGCUCUCCUAGUCUCCAACAUCACCGCAUCACGAGACUGGUACAGAGACGUGCUCGGCAUGCGCCACAUCUUCACCUUCGACAUGAACCGCGACUACAUCAUCAGCUACAUGGGCCACUCGCAAGGCGGGCGCAACGGCACUGGAUUCCAGACCGGAGAGGAGCUUCUCAAGCACAAGAACAACCUCGCCGGCCUCCUCGAGCUCCAACAAUACACACCCGAUUCCGCCGACAAGAAAUUCACACCCACACGCGCAAACACCCUCUCCCACAUGGGCCUCAUCGUCCCCAACAUCCAAGCCGUUCAGGACCGCUGCGACGAACUCGGCGUCACUGUCGUCAAGAGGAUCGGCGUCACCGGCUUCGAGCCCAAUGCCGGGAACGCGGAUUUUGCGGCUGCUUGGGGCAUUGACGAUCUCGAAAAUGCGUCGGUCCAGGCAAGGAUCGCGGCGGUGCUGGCUGGCAUUGAUUCGUUGGGCUUCAAGGACUUCAUUGUCAUUGCGGAUCCGGAUGGUAAUUUGUUUGAGGUGCAGUCUUUGGUGCCUGCUGGGGAGGCGGGGAUCUAGAUGAGAUAGAUGUGUUGUCUUUGAACAAGGGCAUCCGAUGAGGUUCUCUUUCAUUUCUACUUGUACAUAUGUUAGUUUGAAAGCAGGUGAUGAUGCUGGUACAUAGAUAGACUGCGUAAGAUAUUUUUGCCCAGUUCAUA